Messenger RNA from Cavia porcellus (domestic guinea pig), 936 nucleotides. Its product is annotated as olfactory receptor 2AJ1-like. The record is from RefSeq and is a predicted model, not a curated record. Lineage: Eukaryota; Metazoa; Chordata; Mammalia; Rodentia; Caviidae. Gene Ontology annotation, molecular function: olfactory receptor activity. Gene Ontology annotation, biological process: G protein-coupled receptor signaling pathway; detection of chemical stimulus involved in sensory perception of smell. Gene Ontology annotation, cellular component: plasma membrane.
AUGAGCUGUAUGAAUCAGAUGUCCAGCAGUGACUUCAUUCUUUUGGGACUGUUAAUUUGCUCCAAAAACAGCCUGGUCUUCUUCUCCUCUGUAUUACUCAUUUUUAUCCUGAUUGUGACAGAAAACACCCUCUUGAUCCUCCUCAUCCACGGGGACUCUCAACUCUGCUCCCCCAUGUACUUCUUGCUCAAACAUCUCUCCUUCAUGGACAUCUUUCACAUUUCCAGAAUCGUCCCCAAAAUUAUCACCAACUUCCUGUCUGGCAGCAGAACCAUCUCCUUUGCAGGUUGUGGAUUCCAGAUCUUCCUGUCACUCACCCUGUUAGGUGGCAAGUGCCUGUUCCUGGCUGUUAUGCCCUAUAACUGCUACGUGGCCAUCUGCCACCCCCUGCUCUAUGCCAAGCUCAUGAGUGACAAGGUCAGUGUGAUGAUGGCUGCGGAGUUCUUGCUGGUGGUGACCCUCAACUCCAUUGUGCACACAGCUCAUGCCCUCCACUUCCCUUUCUGUCACUGCAGGACCAUUGAUCACUUCUGUGAAGUCCCUGCCAUGUUGAAGUUGUCCUGUGUGAACACAUUUCGUUAUGAACAAGGGGCUUGUGUAAGCAGUACUAUUUUCCUAUUGAUCCCCUAUAUCAUGAUUUCUGCCUCUUAUGUACAAAUUCUUCUCAUUGUCUUCCAAACCAAAUCAUCAGAGGCCCGGAAGAAGUUCUUCUCCACCUGUUCCUUCCACAUGGUGGUGGUUGUAAUAUACUAUGGGCCAUUUAUUUUCACAUACUUAGGAACUAAAUCCUACCACACUCCUGGCGAGGAUAAAUUCCUUGCUGUCUUCUACACCAUCCCCACACCUACCCUUAACCCUGCCAUCUACAGCUUCAGGAACAAAGAUGUCCUGAAGGCCAAAAACAUGCUCAGAAGUAAUUUUCAUCAUAAAAGGUAG